Miniopterus natalensis is the source of this 1281-nucleotide messenger RNA. It is a transcript of the gene C18H16orf95, whose product is annotated as chromosome 18 C16orf95 homolog. The record is from RefSeq and is a predicted model, not a curated record. NCBI's taxonomy places the organism in Eukaryota, Metazoa, Chordata, Mammalia, Chiroptera, Miniopteridae.
AUGUCCCCAGCAGGCUCCCAGGAGGCCGCUGUGGGGAUGCUGCUAAGGGCUGACACAGGCCUGAAGCCUGGGAGGCGACGGCCCUGGCACUCUGAGGGCAGUGAGGAGGAGGAUGGUGGGCUCCGUGUCUCCCAGCAGACUGCAGGACAGUGCGGUGACGGAGAAGAGAGAGGAGACCAAGACGCUGAAGUUACAUAGCUCAUUGAAGGGAGGAUGCUAGAAUGUCACAGGCAGAGAGGCGAGGAGAAUCAGGGUGACCAUGAAAUCUGUGAUCCCAGGAGGAAAGGGAAGACAUUUCAAACCUUUGGGAAAGAAGUGUGCCUCACAGAUCUUUUGAUGAGUCCUGUCCCCAGUGCUGUUCACCGAGAGCCCAUCUGCUCUGAGUACCAGUCCAGAUUUGGGGGCCACCUACCGGUGCCCAGGGCUGAGGCAGCUCUACCUUACUGGGUCCCUCUGUCCCUGAGACCCCGAAAGCAGAUCCAAAAGAAGGUCUGGGUUGAUAUCCCCAAAGCCACCAAGGCAUGCCCCUGCUCAGGUCACCGCUUUGGGGGCCGCCUCCCGGUGCCUAGGGAUCAGGCUGUGAUGCCCUACUGGGUGCCCCGGGUCCUGAGAUCUUACAAGAAGAUCCAAAAGAUGGCCCAGGUUGAUAUCCCCAAAGCCACCAAGGCGUGCCCCUGCCUAGGUCGCCACUUUGGGGGCCGCCUCCCGGUGCCUAGGGAUCAGGCUGUGAUGCCCUACUGGGUGCCGCGGGUCCUGAGAUCUUACAAGAAGGUGGUAAAAAGGCAGCGGAAUUUUAAAGGCAUCAAAGAAACCCCCCUGGACUCACGCUCCUGGCACAACCGCUGGCGGAUCUGCUGCAACAGACACCUCCUUCUCAAGUGGCUGCAGCUCCAGGCCCUUCACCAGGACGGGCAGCUGGCCCCGGAGAGAACUGGCUCCCAGACCUCCUUCCUGCCUCUCUGCCUCUGCCUCCUGGCCUUUCUCCAGGCUCUCUUGAGGGCCAUCACUGUCAUUCGCCAUUUUUGGGGUGUUUGAAGUUGGAAUCUUCACCUAGUAUCAAGAACAUCAACAAAAAUGUCAAUCAUAAUCAAGGUCUUUAAUGAAAGUCAAAUCAGGAGGAGUCUGUGAUAGCCACUGUUUUCUCAGAUCACAUAAUUCACACCCGAGGUUAAAUCCAAGUUAUUUAUCAUGGGGGGAUUCUUGGUUGUACAGAGUUGCUAUGAAUGCGGGUGAGAUUCUUUUAUAAAUGUAGUCAAUAAAUAUUAUUUGUGAAACUCUAAA